AUGAAAGCCCUCGUCUACACCGGCCCAGGCACAAUCCAAGUCCUCGACCGCCCCAAACCAACCAUCCAAACUCCCACAGACGCGAUCGUCCGUCUCUUACAUGCCUCCAUUUGUGGUACAGAUCUGCACAUCCUCAAAGGCGAUGUCCCCAGCGCACAACCCGGACUGGUCCUGGGCCAUGAAGGCGUCGGGGUAAUCGAUGCCGUGGGCUCCGCCGUCCAGGAAUUACACGUCGGCGACCGCGUGGUAAUCUCUUGUAUGACCUCGUGCGGUGCUUGUCGCUUCUGUCAGCGUGGUUUGCCAUCGCAUUGUCUCACCGGUGGCUGGACGCUGGGGAAUACCAUCGAUGGUACCCAGGCUGAGUUUGUCCGGAUACCCCAUGCGACACUCUCGUUGCAUCGACUCACGGCUUCGAUCGAUCCGCGUGCUGCCCUGGGUAUCUCCGAUGCCCUCCCAACAGGUCUGGAGUGUGGUGUCCUCAGUGCGAACGUGCAGCCGGGUAGUUCGGUGGUGAUUGUCGGGGCAGGUCCCGUGGGCAUGGCUGCGCUGCUCACGGCACGACUGUAUUCACCGUCGCUGGUGGUGAUGGUGGAUCUGGACGAGGCACGACUGGCCACGGCGCGACAACUGGGCGCGCAUGCCACUGUGAACUCUUCCGCCGCAGAUACGCGAGAACAGCUCCUGGCACUGACCGAGGGAUUGGGAUUCGACGCGGUGAUCGAAGCCGUGGGGAUUCCGGCCACAUUUGCCUUGUGUCAAGAGCUGGUCGCCGUGGGAGGGCGCAUCGCGAAUGUGGGCGUCCACGGGACAGCAGUGGAUUUGCAUCUGGAGAAGUUGUGGGAUCGAAAUAUCAGUAUCCACAUGUCGCUGGUCAAUGCGACGACGACACCCCAACUGUUGCGACUGGUGGAGUCGGGGAUGCUGGAGAUUGGUUCGCUAGUGACCCAUCACUUUCCCAGCGCAGAGGGAGCCACCGCGUACAAGACGUUCCAAGCAGCGGCACACCACCAAGCGCUCAAGGUGGCCAUUGACUUUGAAACAAAGUAG
Molecule: messenger RNA, 1047 nt
Organism: Penicillium cataractarum
Lineage: Eukaryota; Fungi; Ascomycota; Eurotiomycetes; Eurotiales; Aspergillaceae
Product: zinc-dependent alcohol dehydrogenase family protein
Exons: 3
Coding region: 1-1047 (348 amino acids)
Molecular function (GO): zinc ion binding; oxidoreductase activity
Source: RefSeq, a predicted model, not a curated record